Notolabrus celidotus (New Zealand spotty) is the source of this 2921-nucleotide messenger RNA. RefSeq names its product family with sequence similarity 114 member A2 (gene fam114a2). The transcript has 14 exons. Lineage: Eukaryota; Metazoa; Chordata; Actinopteri; Labriformes; Labridae. The record is from RefSeq and is a predicted model, not a curated record. Bases 285 to 1769 code for a protein of 494 amino acids.
GACUCACAGUGACGGGUGACGUUGGACGUGGUCUGGGAAAACAAUCUGUGACGUGGCUAAUCCUAGUGAACAAAAAGAGCGACUAAACCUCAACCAGUGAAGUAUUUACUGCAAAAUAAGAAGAAGUUUAAGUCGUAGAAACAGAAGAGCGAUCAGAUAAACACGAAGAUAAAGUCUGUGGUGUUCGAUUUUAGUGAGGAAACAGUCAGCAGGAGGGGGGACGUUAUCUGCUCGGCUAGCAUCAAGACUUUGACAGGAGAUAGGCAUGCACUAGGACGUUAAAGAUGUCCGACAGUGAAGCUACAGCAGCAGAAGCUCCAGAGGUGGCUUCAGAGAGUAAGGACGCCUCUCCUGCAGAAACGCCCGACAGUUCCCCGCCAACACCCCCUGAUACCUUGACUGAUGUCGCCCCGACGAGGAGAGCCAGGAGGAGACCGGAGCCCAAACCAGCAGUGGAGGUUAAAGAGACGCCGACAGUAGAGGAGCAGCCUGCAAAGACUCCCACUGAGUCUACUGUAGCACAGGGUGGUUGGGGUUACUGGGGCAGCUGGGGCAAGUCCAUCAUAUCCACAGCAACAGCUACUGUGGCCACUGUGGGUCAGGGGCUCACACAGGUGAUAGAGAAAGCAGAGACGUCGCUGGGAAUCCCGAGUCCAACUGAACUCUCUGCACACGUUGAGGAAGAGCAGAAACAGCAGGGUGAAGCCGGCACUGAGCCGGACAAAGUAGCUGGAGAGGGAUCAGCAGCGAUGGAGGGUGCUAUGGGAAUGCUGUCGUCGCUCACCAGUGUCGUCCAGAACACAGGGAAAACGGUGCUAACAGGCGGUCUGGAUGCUCUGGAGUUCAUCGGAAAGAAGACAAUGGACGUGAUUGCAGAAGGUGAUCCUGGCUUUAAGAAGACAAAGGGACUGAUGUUGAACAGGAACGCCACUCUGUCUCAGGUGUUGAGGGAGGCGAAGGAGCAAGAAGAGCUGCAGUCAGCAGAGACAGACGGCUCAGACUCAGAGAAGAAGGUGGUCGCUCACUAUGGGAUGCUGUUUGAUGAAUUUCAGGGCCUGUCCCACCUCGAGGCUUUGGAGAUUCUGUCCCGAGAGAGCGAGUCGAAGGUGAAGUCAGUGCUGACCACUCUAUCAGGAGAUGAGCGGGUUCAGCUGAGAGAAGAGCUCGAUCUCAUCAAGGACGCUUUCUCACUGGUGGAGUUUGACGAUGAGGAGGUGGACGAGAUGAAAGAUGAAGACGGCUCAGAGUUUGAGAAGGAGUUAACCGAGGCCUUGGAGGGUCUAAGUAUCAAUACCACAGCUGACAAACUCAACAAGGCCUGUAAGAGCGCCUGCAGCCAGAUCCAUGUUAUGUCCAAACCAGCAGAGGAAGAGGAGGAGAGCGAAGAGGACUCAAAGAAAGCACUCUCUGUAGAGGAGGUCCAUGCUGCAGCCAUCAGAAGUCUGGCUGAACUCACAGCUCGCUCCAUCGAACUCUUCCACAAACUGGCUGAGAUGAUCCUCUUCUCCAACGGCAGCACAGAGGCCGGGGUCCUAUCACAGUUAACUGUCACCCUGUGUAAAGAGAUCUCACUGCUCUCCAAGAAGUUCACCUCCUGCUUGACAACGACAGGAUCAAACGAGAAGGGAGAAGUCCUCAACCCACUGAUAACGGGAGUCUUUCUUGAGGCAUCCAACAGUGCGUCUUACAUCCAGGACGCUUUCCAGCUUCUGAUGCCCAUCCUGGAGAUCUCUCACAUCCAGAGGAAAUCUGAAUCCACCGAGCAGUAACCUGAGGAAUUCUCCUAUGCUCUCCACCACUGCCAAAACGCUGGGACUCUGUCUGAGCAGAGGACUGACGCAGAUUUCCUACUUUUUGUAAAAAUCGUCUUUCUGGUUUUCAACUCAGGCCUGGAAGUAAAGAGAACAGUGUUAACUUUUUAUGCAUUGCUGGUUUAACUGUAAACACAGUAGAAGGAGUAAUUGUUGUAUCAUGCAGAGAAAGUCUGGGUCUACUAUUUAAGGGAAAGAAAUGAAUUUAUAAUAAACAGGGAAAAACUUCUUCACUUUAUUUUAACACAGAGUAUGUUUUUCUGACUACAGGUAAUGUAAAAAGCUGAGAAACGCCCCAGAAAACACUUAAAAAGACAAACAUGUGGUGAUUUGUGUCUUAUUAUAAAUAAUAAGAUGCUGUAUAUUCAUCAUGUAGUUUUCUCUUGAAAGCACAGAGAGUACUUUCUAUGCAUAGCGUUUUGUCAGCGGUAGAAGUUGAAUGAGUUUGAGUGGAUUUGCAGGAUUGUUUCCCUUGUAAAAACUGUUUCAAUAAAGAUCUGGAUGUGAAGAGAGGAGGUAAGGCUACGUUCAAAGUGCAGUCUAGGCUUUACAUUCAUGGACUAGUCUUUCAUCAGCAGAUCGUUAUGUUGAAGUGUUAUCACAUAUGUGGCGUGUCUAGUGGUUGAAGACAACAUUUCAGCUGUAGCCCUGACAGAAGGGGAAACGUAUUUGAAAGUAUAAGGUGGUUUCAUUUUAUAUUUUAUACAUAGCCAACAAGGCUUCCAUGCUUUCAGUAUAUCAUUGCUGUGGUCUUGCACAAAUGAGACUAAACAUACAUACUAAGUCUCUCUACUAACGAAUUACAUCUCAUGCUCACAUAAGUCUGUGAAAGGGGGAGGUAAAUGACAUACAGACAGGUUGAUUUCACAUCGCACAUCAUCCAUACAUUACAAACAUUAUAAACUAAGCACCCCGCCGGAAUACAGACAGACAGAAAAGGGGCAUCUAAAAGAGUCUAAUGUUUUAAAGUGUCAGUAUAAAGGUUUUACAAUGUUCAAAUAAUGAGUCAAAUGUAAAAAGGUGGCAUGACCGUGACUAUUUUUGUUCUGAAUUUGUGUCUUGAUGUGACAUGAUGCUGUUUCAAUAAAACUUUUUAAUCUCCUGCAUCUA